CUAAUGCCCAGAACGUCUUGAAACAAACAUGGCUGGCCUUCAGGACAACACUCUGAGGAUUGUUCUGGUGGGGAAAACUGGAAGUGGGAAAUGUGCAACAGCAAACACCAUCUUUAGGGGAAAAGUAUUUGAAUCUAAAAUUAUUUCUUCUUCCGUUACCUAGAACUGUCAGAAAUCAGAGCGACAAUGGAAGGGGAGGAAUCUUCUUGUUGUGGACACCCCGGGGCUCUUUGAUAAUGAGGAAAAACUGCAGACCACCUGUGAGGAAAUCAGCAGGUGUGUCCUCUUCUCCUGCCCUGGGCCCCAUGCCAUCAUCCUGGUACUACAGCUGGGCCACUACACGGAUGAGGAGCAGAAAACAGUUGCAUUGAUCAAGGCCAUCUUUGGGGUGGCGGCCAUGAAGCACAUGAUCAUGUUGUUCACUCACAAAGAUGAUUUGGAGACACUGAGUGACUUUUUAGACGAAUCAGAUGUGAACCUAGAAAACAUCAUCAAGGAGUGUGGGUCCCACUGCUGUGCCUUCAGUAAUAAGCAAAGUGCAGAUGAGGCUAAGAAGGCAGCUCAAAUGCAGGAGCUGGUGGAGAUGAUAGAGAAAAUGGUGCAGGAGAAUGGAGGGGUUUACUUUUCCGAUGACAUAUACAAGGACACAGAUGAAAAGCUGAAAUGCCAGGCAGAAGUCUUGAAGAAAAUCUAUGCUGAACAAUUGGAGAUGAAAUUAACAGAAGAGCAAUGUGAUCAGGGAAUAAUAUCACAGGAAGAAAAAGAGAAAAAAAUAAAUGUCCGAAAGAUGAUGUAUGAGGAACAAAUUAAAGAUAUAAGGGAACAAGCUGAAAGGAAUAUAUUUGCAGAUAUUGUACAAAGGAUUAGAAAUAUGCUCUCAAGUCUAUGGCAUAGCUUUUUCAAAUAGUGUAUAUUUUACUUUCUCUUCUUAAUUUACCAUGAUUUGUUACUAUGGUAGAUUGUAUUUACAAAAGAUGGCUAUAACAGUUUCUUCUAUCCCACCUAUUCUUCUUAUAAUCUGGGCUUGCUUUUCCUUUUGUUGAGUUAUAGGUUCUGUGUCUGCUGCCUUGCAAUUCCAUGGACUUUGUGACUGCUUUGGCAAACAAUGGAUGGCUGUGACUUCUAAAGUUAGAUAGGGAGGAUGCCUCCAUGCUCUCUGGAGUAUGUGCCCUUGGCCCUUGCCCAUCAUGUGAUGAGGAAGCCCAAGUUGUCCAUCAAUUCCACAUGAAGAGGACAUGAAAUCACUGGCUCACUCCCCUGGCUGCUCUUUCAUCUGCCAGCAGAAACAACUUGUCAGCCAUGUAAGUGAGGCAACAUGAAAGCAAAUUCUCCAGCUGACAACUGAGCCAUCUCAGAUGCAGCAAAGAGCAAAGAUGGGCCAUCCUCACUGCAUUUCUGCCCAGGUUUCAGGAGAAAAAUAAAUGAUUGUUGUUGCUUUAAACCACUAGGCUUCGGGAUGGUUUGUUAU
Myotis daubentonii (Daubenton's bat) is the source of this 1468-nucleotide messenger RNA. RefSeq names its product GTPase IMAP family member 7. Gene Ontology annotation, molecular function: GTP binding. The record is from RefSeq and is a predicted model, not a curated record. Lineage: Eukaryota; Metazoa; Chordata; Mammalia; Chiroptera; Vespertilionidae.